CCGGACGACUUAUACUGUAGCACGCCGGCAACCCUGAAAACACAACUCACACAUGCUGUCGUGACAGCAGCAGCGGAAUGUCCUGACAUUAGAACGUGGUUGACGAGCCAGUAGUCUGUAGAGACCUUCAGUAAUUAACAUGGCGGAAGCGUCAAACGGAGCAGAUGUGCCAGAGAAACCUCCUCCUCAGAACUGGAUCCUUCUCCACCCAGCAUAUCAGCAAAUGAAGAGUCUGGAGGUUCAGGACAGUGAACAAGUACACGUAGCUUUCCUCGUGUAUAUGGAUCUUACUGAAGUGCGUCAAUGGAAAGAGGUGUCUUGUGUCAAGAGUCCUGAGCUGCAGAUGGUUUUGCUGGAAGGGAGGGAGAAGGAAGGAGCACCCAUCCAGACAAUUCUUCCACUGCCUGCUCACCGAUCUCUGAGCCACAAAAGCAUACGUCAGGUGCUGGACAGAGGCUUUUCCAUGCUGCUGUGUGCAGUAGCUUCGGACUCCACCCUUGUCUACCAGAGGAUGACUGAUGGGUUGGUGACACCGGACCCUCCCGCUGGCCCCUUCCAGGAUUUGGGACGCCGGCAGCACCGGAAGAGACGGCAGAUGCACUGACCAGCUGGAAUGAGAAGACACCUUGGUGUUGUUGUUGAAACAUAGAAGAGCAGGAUGGGACAGGCAGUCGGGUCUGUCUGUGUGAGCCGCCCCCAAAAAAAGAAAAAAAAAGAAAGAAGUUGUACUGAGAACAUGGAAGCAGGAGCAAAUUGUCCAAACCACAGUGCCCUUCUAGGAGCUCUAAGUAAGAAACGAGCAGCUGCAUCCAGCCAGUGAAGUGGAAAUCAGUGGUUUACCAAUGUUUUGGCUUGUGUGUCCUUAAAACGUUUGACCCAGUAUGUGGUUGCAUGCCUUCUUCAAAACCUUCAUGCUGGACCUGGUGGGAUGGAUCCCAGGACAUAAACAAUUUGUCUUGGAUACAUCACUACUAGAGAAAUUGAUGAUUAAGACAUACUUCUUAUUAUCAUAAAGAUUUUUUUGUAUUUUAUUUUGUUAGUUCCUUUAAAGGCGCUGUACUCGAUAUCCAGCACAUAUUUGUGUGUGUGUGUGUGUCUGUAUGCACAUGCAUGUUGCGUGAGAGUGCCUUGUGCAUCGGUAUCAGACUCAGAGGGCCUCUAGAAAGCCUCGGUAUAUUUGACGAGUGGGGGAACGCUCCGCAGCAUAGUAUGAGGGUUGGAAGUAACAAAUAUUAGUUGCUAAAAAUUGCAAGUUUUAGAUGAUCAAGUGGUUUGAUUCAUUUAAAGACGAUUUGAUAAACUCAUCGUGUUAAUGUGUGACUUUGCUGAAUCCUGGCUAACCCUUUAAAAAACCAAAGACACACAAUAACACUAACUAACUAACCGAUCAAGGCAGUGGUAGGCCAGCAUUUCCUCUGUUCUGCGAGUUAAAACUACUGUUUUUGUCAAAGGAGUCUGGUGGCUUUGAAUAGAUCAUCAGAAAGGGCUGUUCAACAACAAGGUAAAGCGGUGAAAAUAUUCUAAACACAGCGUAGACUUAAACUAAUAAACUUUUUUAGGUGGCUAAAAGACGUUUUGCUGCUCCCCCCGGCCACAGCCGUACAUUGCUUAGCUUCUGUGUCAGGAAUGCCAACUGCUUCUCCUAAAUAAGGGCGUACCGACCACAAUUUACUGUAGGCAAUACACCGACUAUGGAUACAACCACAUACCACUUCAGAACAUCGGAAUUAUCCCUUUAAUAUCUCUAAAAGUUAACACUGUCUGAUGAUUUCAGCCACACCAGUGUGCCAAUUGGGCUCUAAAUCCUAACUGCAUGUAGAUUAAUAAUUUUAUCACCCAAAUUCACAUUUUCAUGAGAUUUAUCGCUGAUACAAGUUUUCAUUUUAUCAUGAAUUACUAUGUGGUGCAGCACAUUUAACACCAUUUGUUAACGUAGUAAUUGUAUUCAUGUAUGCACUUGAAUCAUACAACUGGCUAAAAUGCGUAUACUGUUGGCUAAAUGAUUCAUCCCCGGUUGUGCUGUCAGCUUUUCAAGUAACACAACAUUGUCAGCUGUGCGGAUAGCUUACUAAAAACACUUUAUUGUCUAGAAAAACAAAAAUUCAACAUGGAAAACAGAACACAACAACAUAACACUGGUGUGUGAAAUAAACAAUCAGACUACUAUGUGAUGUGGCAGUGUCCACCCUGUGGGUUUAACACGGUACGUAUACUGAAGCAGGGGACAACAAUAUCCCCGCUGUGAGUGCGUUAAUGUCUUUUUAAUGGUGCAACAUUGUUUGAAUGGAGGAAGGACUUGACUACAUGAGACAAAGAUUACAACACUUCAACCCUGAGCCUUAUUCAACAUAAAUACUCUAUAAUCGUAGCAGAAACAGACAUGGGCAGAGACAAUGUACUGACCAAUGUACCGU
Messenger RNA from Etheostoma cragini (Arkansas darter), 2414 nucleotides. It is a transcript of the gene tsen15, whose product is annotated as TSEN15 tRNA splicing endonuclease subunit. The coding region runs from base 140 to 604 and encodes 154 amino acids. Lineage: Eukaryota; Metazoa; Chordata; Actinopteri; Perciformes; Percidae. The record is from RefSeq and is a predicted model, not a curated record. The transcript is spliced from 5 exons. Gene Ontology annotation, biological process: tRNA splicing, via endonucleolytic cleavage and ligation. Gene Ontology annotation, molecular function: nucleic acid binding.